CUUAUAUCGUCCGUCUCUCCAUGAAAAUCCAGGCUCCGCUUCGGCUUCCCCCUCCGUUCUUGGCUACCCGGUCAUGGAGUCUCUUUCCGUAGGCCUCUCGUCAUCCCCGUUCCAGAGCCCUGAUGCCAAAAACCACAGACCCACCCUCAAACCCAUUCAUCAAUUCCGCCAAAAUUACUACUCCAUUUCCAAUUCAUUCAGUUAUUUCCAAACCCAGAUUAUUUCUCGCAAGAAAACCACCUGCUCACCCCUAACACAAUCGUCAAUUCAUCUAUCAAACACGCCUUCUUCUACCUAUUUCUCAAAUCUCCCGAAGACCCAUUUUCCAAGUCUCAAGAACAACCAUUCUUUUCUCCAGAGUCGUCUGAAAUCACAUCUAUUUUUCCUUUGUUCGGGACUUGCUUUCCCUCUCUGUUGCUUUGCUUCCGAGAUUGUGGUACCCACUGAGGAAGUUCCUAGCAAAAUCAAUUUGGAAGCAGUCCUGGUCUCGAUUGACGACUUUUUCAAUCGAAACCCAUUUUUUGUAGCUGGAGUUACAUUUAUUUGGCUGGUCGUAAUACCACUAACGCAAGAGUUCCUCCAGAAAUAUAAGUUUAUUUCGGCCAUUAACGCGUUCCGGAAGCUCCGUGAUGAUCCGAGUACUCAGUUGUUAGACAUCAGGGACAAGAAGAGUUUGCAGUACUUGGGUUCUCCCAAUUUGAGGAUUUUGAGCAAGAGCGUCGUGCAGGUUGAGUAUAGGGAAGGAGAUGAUGAAGGUUUUGUGACGAAGGUUUUGGACGAGUUGGCAGAACCGGAAAGUACCGCAAUUUGUGUUAUAGACAAUUUUGAUGGUAACUCCAUGAAAGUGGCUGAGCUUUUGUUCAAGCAUAGUUUUAAAGAAGCUUAUGCAAUUCGAGGUGGGGUUAGAGGCAAGAAUGGGUGGCAGGCCAUCCAAGAAAAUCUUCUUCCACCUUCGGUUCACAUCUAUCCUAAGAGGAAGGUAAAAAUGUCCGAACAGCCUGAAAUAAAUGGAGGAGUGAAUGAUCAGAUAAACAAUCAGGCCGCCUCUUCUACAACUCUUUCCACAGGCCCAGAGGUAGACAUUGGAUAGACUGCAUGCAUUCAACUCUCUUUGAUGCAACACAAGCCUGCACACAUGAAAUAUUUUUUAUUUUCAGUACGUAACAAGAAAUGUUUUUAUAUAGUCAAUCAAUGCUGCAUAUUUUGACCGUGCAGAUGUUUUUUUUUUUUCCCGUCACAAAGUCCUCUGAUUAUUUGUGAUUUUAUUUGCUGUAUUGCAAUUUCGUUGUAAUGUCAACUACUCAUGUAGGAAAUAGUAACCAAACAUUGCAAUUAGAAUAUCAGUGCACGCAAUGGGCAAAUGCAUGUGGAUGACA
This is a messenger RNA of Diospyros lotus (date-plum), 1376 nucleotides long. Its product is annotated as rhodanese-like domain-containing protein 4A, chloroplastic. Bases 74 to 1090 code for a protein of 338 amino acids. The transcript is spliced from 3 exons. NCBI's taxonomy places the organism in Eukaryota, Viridiplantae, Streptophyta, Magnoliopsida, Ericales, Ebenaceae. The record is from RefSeq and is a predicted model, not a curated record.